AUGGGGGUCCAUCAAGUGGAGGAAGAGGUAGGCCUAGGCCUAGAAGUUCCAAUGGCAGAGAUAGGUCUGUACAACCUUAAAUCAGGAUCAGACAACGGCUAUAAGGAGGGGACAGUCCCUAAGUUUUGUAAGGCGAGACCAGUGCCUUUUGCGUUAAGGGAGAAAGUGGAGAGUGAGUUGGACCGCAUGGUUCAAGAGGAUGUUGCGUACAGAGUUACUAAUUCACAGUGGAGCACUCCACUUGUGGUUGUCCCUAAGCCUAAUGGUUCAGCCAUCGACCAAAUUUUAACAGGUCUUCCAGGAACGGUGGCGUACUUAGAUGACGUCUUAGUGGCGGCUCGCUCUAAGGAAGAGGGGCUUGCCCGUCUGGCGCAGGUGCUGCAACGCCUUGAUGAGUUUGGUGUUCGAGUUAUCGAGAAACUCCGUACCUUGUUUUCAUCGUAUGGAUUGCCGGUCGAACUGGUGUCGGACAACGGAAGAUCUUUUACUAGUCAAGAGUUCAAAACCUUUUUGCAAAGCAACAAUGUGAAGUUCAGAUUAACUCCCCCAUAUCAUGCUGCUUCAAAUGGAUCUGCAGAGAGAAGUGUUCAGGAGGUAAAGAAAAACCUUUUGCGUCAAGUGAUUGAGGAACAUCAGCGUUCUCAGCGUACCACUCUUCAAAUGAAAUUAGAUAAUUUCUUGUUUGCGUACCGCAACACUCCAAAUACAGUUACUGGCUUAACACCUGCAGAAAUGUUCCUGUCUUGGAAGCCUCGUACACAGUUGGUUAUGUUAAAACCCAAUCUCCAGUCAUCCAUUGAUCAAAAACACAGGGAACAAAAAGAUGCAGCUGAUAGGCUUAGGGGAAGAAGCAGAUUUUUCUCAGAAGGUCAGGCAGUCUAUGUCAAAUCUGUCCGAAAUGAAAAGAUUUCUUGGGUUCCUGGCAAAAUAAUUCUACAGAGAAGUCCGGUCACCUAUCUUGUGAGUGUCAUUGGUGGAAAACCCCGAUUUUGUCAUGCAGACCACUUGAGAGCUCGGUAUGCAGAAGAGGAGGAGAUUUUUGUAUCACCCAAGGAUCCCGCUGUAUCACCCCAAGUACCCAAGAAUUCACCCCCGCCGGAGGAUCGACCAUCUAGUCCCCUGAUGAUGUCACCUGUACCUAGGCCUACUACCAGUCCCAGGGAGAGCCUAGGGCAAGCCCAGCCUCAGCCAACUCCUGCGUCGCCGCUAGCACAGUGCAGCCCACCACCCUCGCUGAGGAAGUCUGGACGGACUGUGGGAAAGCCUCACAGGCUGGACUUGUAA
Messenger RNA from Macrosteles quadrilineatus (aster leafhopper), 1284 nucleotides. RefSeq lists its product as uncharacterized. The transcript has 4 exons. Gene Ontology annotation, molecular function: nucleic acid binding. Bases 1 to 1284 code for a protein of 427 amino acids. Gene Ontology annotation, biological process: DNA integration. The record is from RefSeq and is a predicted model, not a curated record. Lineage: Eukaryota; Metazoa; Arthropoda; Insecta; Hemiptera; Cicadellidae.